Ricinus communis (castor bean) is the source of this 1925-nucleotide messenger RNA. RefSeq names its product probable 26S proteasome non-ATPase regulatory subunit 3. Gene Ontology annotation, molecular function: enzyme regulator activity. Gene Ontology annotation, cellular component: proteasome complex; proteasome regulatory particle, lid subcomplex. NCBI's taxonomy places the organism in Eukaryota, Viridiplantae, Streptophyta, Magnoliopsida, Malpighiales, Euphorbiaceae. Gene Ontology annotation, biological process: regulation of protein catabolic process; ubiquitin-dependent protein catabolic process. The transcript has 8 exons. The coding region runs from base 238 to 1713 and encodes 491 amino acids. The record is from RefSeq and is a predicted model, not a curated record.
GACUUGAAGAAAAAGAAAAGUAGCUCCCCCCCUCUCUCUCUCUCUCUUCCCAAAUUCACAGAUCAAUUAACAAUCUCUCUCUCUCUCGCCCAAUUCAAAGGUCACUCUCUUUUUUCUCCCAUUCAGUUGUCAAUCUUUUCUCUUAAAACCCCCAAUUUUAACAUUAACAUUCAAGAUACUUGUAUUCUCUUCUUCCGCUUCUUCUUCUUCUUCUUCUUCUUCUGUAACAUUUCCAGUAUGACCCAAGACGUAGAGAUGAAAGAGGUUCCAGCUGCCGCUGCGGCUCCUUCCAAUUCCACCACUUCUUCGUCUCCUUCCACUCUCCAGCAUUUGAAAGAGAUUGCUUCACUCAUUGAGACCGGUGCUUAUGCCCGUGAAGUCCGCCGGAUUGUGCGCGCUGUUCGCCUUACCAUGGCUUUAAGGAGAAAGCUCAAAGCUCAACUUCUCUCUGCUUUUCUCAAUUCCAUUCUUACCCCUGGAUCCGACCCUUAUACUCGGUUGUCCUCUUUUCUCCCCAAGGAGGAUGAUCAUGAAAUGGAGGUUGAUACAGCUACAUCUGUCACUCAAGCUCCUGCUAAACACCCGUUACCAGAACUGGAGAUGUAUUGCUAUUUGUUGGUGCUGAUUUAUCUUAUUGAUCAGAAGAAAUACAAUGAGGCCAAAGCAUGUUCAACAGCAUGCAUUGCUCGGUUAAAGAACUUGAAUCGGAGGACUGUUGAUGUUCUUGCAUCCAGGCUCUACUUUUAUUACUCUCUUAGCUAUGAACUCACCGGUGAUCUUGCUGAAAUUAGAGGUAACCUCCUUGCUCUUCACCGGAUUGCAACUUUGCGCCAUGAUGAGCUUGGCCAGGAAACACUUCUAAACCUGCUGCUUCGCAAUUACCUCCACUACAAUUUAUAUGACCAAGCAGAGAAGCUGAGGUCAAAAGCUCCUCGAUUUGAAGCCCACUCCAACCAGCAGUUCUGUCGGUACCUCUUUUACUUGGGAAAGAUUCGGACAAUUCAGUUGGAGUACACUGACGCAAAGGAAUCCCUCCUACAAGCUGCUCGGAAAUCCCCUGUUGCAGCACUCGGUUUUCGAGUUCAGUGCAACAAGUGGGCAAUUAUUGUCAGACUACUGCUAGGAGAAAUCCCUGAGAGGACUGUUUUCAUGCAGAAAGGCAUGGAGAAAGCCUUGAGGCCAUACUUUGAGUUGACAAAUGCUGUUCGAAUAGGGGACUUGGAGCUCUUUAAAUCUGUUGCAGAGAAGUUCUCAACCAUCUUUAGUGCAGACAGGACUCACAAUUUAAUUGUUAGACUGCGGCACAAUGUCAUAAGGACUGGACUUCGCAAUAUUAGUAUUUCUUAUUCUCGUAUCUCACUGGCUGAUGUGGCCAAGAAGUUGAGAUUGGACUCUGCAAACCCCGUUGCCGAUGCUGAGAGUAUCGUAGCCAAGGCAAUACGAGAUGGUGCAAUUGAUGCGACACUGGACCAUGCAAAUGGGUGGAUGGUAUCUAAGGAAACAGGGGAUAUCUACUCCACAAACGAGCCUCAAAUUGCAUUCAACUCAAGGAUUGCUUUCUGCCUCAAUAUGCAUAAUGAGGCAGUGCGGGCACUAAGGUUUCCACCAAAUUCCCACAAAGAGAAAGAAAGUGCUGAGAAGAGAAGAGAGAGACAGCAGCAAGAGCAGGAGCUUGCAAAGCACAUAGCCGAGGAGGAUGAUGAUGAGUUUUAAGUUAGCAUCUGCAAGAAAUCAACUAUUUUCACCAUUGAAUCCCCUCUUGUCAAGUUGUGUGACUUUCUCUAAAAACUCCCCAGCAAGAUUGUUUCAACUUAUUUUGUUUAGCAUCAAUUUUUCAUGUUCUAGUUGAGGAUUCUGUCCCAUAUCCAAGCAACCUCUGUUCAACUAUUUUUUAUUAUAUUGUGGGGUUGCUCCCAUUUGGAUUA